AUGUCCUGCAGCUGUGAAGUGGAGGGUAUAAAGGGCACAAACACGAACUUCGCGGUCUCCAAUCUGCAGCCGUCAAAAAGCUACUACUUCCAGGUUCGCUGCAUCAACGCCAUCGGCACUUCGGACUGGUCGGACCCGUCUGCACCUGUGAAAGUGAAGCAGGACGUUCCGUCCAAGAUGGCACCUCCCGAGCUCAUCGCCAGCACUGCCAGCUCCGUGAGUGUGAGCUUCACAAAGCCGGCAGACAUGGGGACCUUCGACGGAGAUUUGGUGGACAGUUACUGCAUGCUCUAUGCCUGUGGGCCACAGUGCGAGCAGCUCUUGCAAAAGUACAGUGAGGCUGAGGAUUCCGGCGACGUCAAGGUGAUCACAGACGUUCGUCCGACUUCUACCACCAUUGAUGGCUUGCGGCCUGGGGAUGAUGUCGCCAUUCAGGUCUUUGCGACGAACGAUUCAGGCGACGGGCCCCCGAGUAACAUCGCCGUGUACCGCACGCACGCUUCCAGACCAGAGGCGCCGAAUCCGCCAGUUACCAGCUCCACUGCAGAUGAGACCACCAGUUGGAGCACCUUCGUAGGGGUGAAGCCCAAGUACGACGGCGGUCGGCCGGUAACAUCGUUCGGUUUCGAGUUCCAGGAGUUGCGAACUGGGCAGACCACUCCAACGCCCGUUUGGAGGACGAAUCCACCAGAUGAGAAGGGCGUCUACUACUUCUGCAUCAAUCAGCUCCGCCCUGGCAACACCUACCAGUUCCGGGCCUUUGCCGUCAAUGACCAGGGACAGUCGGAUUGGUCGGACUGGUCCGAAGCGAUGACGACUCAGCCUUUUGCGCCAAGUGCCCCAACGGUCCCGCCCGUCCUCAAGGACCCUGACGCCUACAGCUUCCUUGCAACCUGGGACGAAAUCGAUGGAAACGGGGCACCUGUGACGGGAUGGGUCGUGCAGUGGUCGGUGGACUACACUUUCACUGCUCCGAAAUCCAUCAGAGAAGCCACGACGAAGGAGCGAGAGCACCGUUGUGGCCACUGCUUGCCUGGAGUCAAUAUGUAUGCUCGUGUGGCUGGAAUGAACUCAGAGGGCCGGUCUCACUUUGGCCCGAUUGCUUCGGUGAAGACCCUGUUCGACAAGCCGGUGCAGUGC
Molecule: messenger RNA, 1140 nt
Organism: Symbiodinium sp. CCMP2592
Lineage: Eukaryota; Dinophyceae; Suessiales; Symbiodiniaceae
Source: the annotation of a GenBank genome assembly